AUUGAAAAUGCUGUCUUUUUCUCUUUUCCUCAAUUAGGGUUACGUGUGUUUUCACUUUCUUUUUUGGUUAAAGUGAAAAUUAACUAUUCUUGGGCUUUGUUUGCUGCUGGUGCUCACAGCCCCCCCUUAUCCCAGAAUCCAAUGCCAUGUCUCCGUUUUCUUGGAUAUAUACCCUCUCUACAUGGAAAACAGUAGGGGGUAGAUAGAGUGUACCAGGGUCAACUACAUUUGUUUGUCUCAAAGCAAAACCCCGUGUGCUUUGAUACUCUCUCCUUUCUCUUUUGUGGUUUUUGGCCUUGUCUCUGGUGUCAACGCUUUGAAAAAGAGCUACCCUUGCACGGGGACCUUCCUAGUUCCUACCUCUCUUCCUUUGUUUUCCCUUUGCUAGAUUGCUUUCUUGCCCUUCCUCUUUUCUUUGUUUGGACUUUGGGUUGCUUGCCCUUCUUUAAAACCCUCAAAACUCACAUCACCAAGUGCCACUUACAACUUUGCUGUUUCACUCUCUCACUAUCAAGCUCUCCCAUCAGCAAUUUUUUUCUGAAAGAUUUAGCCAAAUGGAGAAGGGGGAUGGCUUGAUUUCGAGGGGAUCUCGGAAGAGAAAGAUGACUGAAGAAAAGAAUGACAUUUCAGCCAUGGAUGAACUAAAUGAAGACCUCCUGGAAAGGGUCCUCUCAUGGCUGCCAACUUCCACAUUCUUUCGCCUUAGUUCAGUGUGCAAGAGAUGGAAAUCUGUUACAUCUUCAGCAAGUUUCAAGCUUGCUUGCUCUGAGAUUCCUACUCGGGAUCCUUGGUUUUUCAUGGUGAACAACCGUCUGAACCAAUCGGUUGUCUUUGACUCUGCUGAAAGAAGUUGGAAGAAACUCAAUCAUCCUGCUCUCCUCAUGGAAGACAUUAACAUUGAUUCAAUUCCUGUUGCAGCAUCCGGAGGCCUAGUCUGUUUCAGGAAUGUCUCUGGCAACUUCAUCGUGUGCAAUCCUGUGACAGGAUCCUGUCGUGAACUCCCUCCACUGGAUCCAGCUCCGCAAGAUCAAGCUCUCCAUGCCAUUUCAAUGAAUGCAAACUCCAACCAGAACGGUUUGUACAAGCUUGUAUUAGUAUAUGGUGAGCUCCCAAAACUCUCAUUCAAAGUCUACACUUCAAGUACUGAUUCCUGGGAAGAAAAUGUGAAUUUGAGGAGAAAGGUUGAUGAUUGUAGUUCAGAAUUCGACUCAAAUGAAGAAGAUGCAGUCUACUUCCUUAGCAAGGGAGGAAAUGUAAUGGCAACCAAUAUGCAGAGAAGUCCAUCCAAGCAGUACUCAUCAGUUAUCACUCAUAAAGACGGCGAGGAAACUGUUUACUUCCUUAGCUCCUCAGGGACAGUUGUGGCUUGCAAUCUGACCCACAAGUGCUUCUCUGAGUAUCCAAGGCUGUUUCCUGGUUAUUCAGAAUACUCCAUUGAUGUGGUAGAGUGUAGAGGGCAGAUGCUGGUUGUUGUGCUAUCAGAAUUCUUAGAAAGUGCUAGUCUUAGAGUAUGGAGGUUUGAUGAGAAAACCAGGUUUUGGCAUCAGAUUGCAGCCAUGCCUCCGGCAAUGUCACAUGAAUUCUAUAGCAAGAAGAUGGAUAUAAACUGUGUAGGGUCCGGUGACCGGAUAUUCAUCUGCUUAAGCUCUGCUGACCUUUGCAACUAUGUUGUGUGUGAUUUAGUGACCAAUAAAUGGGUUGAGCUACCCAAAUGUUGCAAGGAUGGUGAAGCAUUAGAGUUCAUGUCUGCUUUCUCCUUCGAGCCAAGGAUUGAAGCUUCUGUAUGACAGUAAAAUCAAGUUGGAAAGUGCAGAAAUAAAUCCAGGAUGUUGAUUGUCAUUUGUGAUUCUUUUUUAACUUGUCUGAUUUUUUUUUUUGAAAAUUUUCUCUUUUUUUCUUUUUUUUGUUUGAUUUUUUUUGUAUUCAUUGCAUCCACUGUACUGAUUUUCUAUCUCAUUUGAAUUGUUAAUUUUUUAUGGAAAAAGAGUAGAAUUAAACUCUCUUUUUUUUU
Messenger RNA from Rubroshorea leprosula, 2011 nucleotides. The record is from the annotation of a GenBank genome assembly. NCBI's taxonomy places the organism in Eukaryota, Viridiplantae, Streptophyta, Magnoliopsida, Malvales, Dipterocarpaceae.